AGUUUAUUUCAGUAAGCGGUAAACGAAUUAUUUCUUCUAACUGGAGGACCAAGCGGGCAGCUUCCAAGCUUUUCCAUUUUGAACCCCAAAGCCUCGAAACCCUAAAUUAAGCCUCAGUAAGCUUGCAUUCUUCUUUGGCUACAAGAUUAUUACUUCUCCGGCAGAAGUAUCCUCGAGUACGCGCCGAGUAUGAACAUCUUCAAGAAGAAAAUCACAUCUAAGGAUGCUCUUAGGAACAGUAAAAGAGAAAUGACUGUCGCCACUAGAGGCAUUGAACGAGAGAUUGCAUCUCUGCAGUUAGAGGAGAAGAAGCUGGUUGCAGAGAUAAAGCAGACUGCCAAGACUGGAAAUGAGGCUGCUACUAAGAUCUUGGCUCGUCAGCUCAUACGGUUGAGGCAGCAAAUCACUAAUUUGCAGGGUAGCCGUGCUCAAAUAAGAGGUGUGGCUACUCACACACAAGCCAUGCAUGCAAGCACUUCCGUUUCUGCUGGGAUGAAAGGUGCAAGCAAAGCAAUGGCUGCCAUGAAUAAGGAGAUGGAGCCUGCAAAACAGGCAAAAAUAAUGAAGGAAUUUCAGAAACAAUCAACCCAAAUGGACAUGACGCUUGAAAUGAUGUCAGAGGCAAUUGAUGAAACAUUGGAUAAAGAUGAAGCAGAAGAGGAAACAGAGGAGCUAACCAACCAGGUCCUGGAUGAGAUUGGCGUGGACAUUGCAUCACAGCUGUCAGUUGCUCCUAAAGGUCGCAUUGCAGUGAAUAAUAAGAAGGUCGAUAAUGCUGCAAGAACUGUAGCACCGGAAACUGAUGAGAUUGAUGAUUUGGAGAAGAGGUUGGCAUCCUUACGGCGAGCCUGACUGAAUAAUGAUCAUCGAAGUUCUGCAUGAAUUUGCCUGUUUAAUAUUAACGCUUCAGUUUCUUUGUAUUCUUUGGAUGUUUCUUCCUAGAAAUAGAUGCAUCUUUGUAUGGUAUGCAUUUGCGAAAUCAUUGAAGAAUUGAGAAAUAUUUAUAUUUUUCUGCAAUGGGAUUUACAUACAUAUUAUUGAGUGAUAAUAUUUUGUUUUAGAUAA
Messenger RNA from Dendrobium catenatum, 1065 nucleotides. RefSeq names its product vacuolar protein sorting-associated protein 2 homolog 2. The record is from RefSeq and is a predicted model, not a curated record. NCBI's taxonomy places the organism in Eukaryota, Viridiplantae, Streptophyta, Magnoliopsida, Asparagales, Orchidaceae. Gene Ontology annotation, cellular component: multivesicular body; ESCRT III complex. The transcript is spliced from 11 exons. The coding region runs from base 190 to 852 and encodes 220 amino acids. Gene Ontology annotation, biological process: protein transport; late endosome to vacuole transport; endosome transport via multivesicular body sorting pathway.